Orycteropus afer afer is the source of this 324-nucleotide messenger RNA. NCBI's taxonomy places the organism in Eukaryota, Metazoa, Chordata, Mammalia, Tubulidentata, Orycteropodidae. The record is from RefSeq and is a predicted model, not a curated record.
AUGGCACUCUGUCAUUGGACAGUGCAGGUGUCACUCAAGGACAAUGAGUCUAGAAAGGCACCCGGCAGCCGGCAAACCCCCCACACGCCACCGGGCUCCUGUGCGUGUCAUCAGACGAGAUCCGUUGAUCAGAACCGGAAGCUAGCUCGGAAAAUCCUGCAAGAAAAAGUGGACGUUUUCUACAAUGGUGAAAACAGUCUUGUUUACAAGGAGAAGCGCGAGGCAGAGAAGAAAAAGCAAGAAAGGAAAAAAAGAGCAAAGGAAACCCUAGAGAAGAAGAAGCUCCUUAGAGAACUACGGGACGUGAGUGAAAACGCCUGCUGA